AUGCACUCCUUUGCGCGGAAUCGACGGAGAUUCUCCUCAACCCCCAUCUCGCAGCACAACCACCUCGACCCGCCCAAGCCGGGUGAAGAGCGCCAUGUAACAUUCAUAACCAAAGAAGGCGAAUCUUUCACCUUCGAAGUUGCUGACGGCGACAACCUCCUCGACAUCGCGCAAGAAAACGACCUCGAGAUGGAAGGCGCCUGUGGCGGCUCUUGCGCCUGCUCCACCUGCCAUGUCAUCGUCGAAUCCGAGGACAUGUACAAUAAGAUGGAGGAACCGGAUGAUGAUGAGAACGACAUGCUGGAUUUGGCGUUUGGUCUGCAGGAGACGAGUCGACUGGGGUGCCAGGUCAAGAUGAGCAAGGAGCUAGAUGGGUUGGUGGUGAGGCUGCCGAGUAUGACGAGGAACUUGCAGGCGAGUGAUUUUGAGAGCAAAUAA
This is a messenger RNA of Didymosphaeria variabile, 438 nucleotides long. It is a transcript of the gene YAH1, whose product is annotated as mitochondrial matrix iron-sulfur protein. The record is from RefSeq and is a predicted model, not a curated record. Gene Ontology annotation, biological process: positive regulation of oxidoreductase activity; P450-containing electron transport chain. The coding region runs from base 1 to 438 and encodes 145 amino acids. Gene Ontology annotation, molecular function: 2 iron, 2 sulfur cluster binding. Gene Ontology annotation, cellular component: mitochondrion. Lineage: Eukaryota; Fungi; Ascomycota; Dothideomycetes; Pleosporales; Didymosphaeriaceae. The transcript has 2 exons.